GAGAGAUCCCCUGCUCUGUAACCAGCGCCUGACUCUGUUCUCUGCCCGGGGAGGAGGACUAUGAUCGGUUUCUGAGGGGGGUCAGAGGUGUGAGCUCAGGGCGUUGUCAUGCAGACCAUCAAAUGUGUCGUCGUGGGCGAUGGUGCCGUGGGAAAGACAUGUCUUCUUAUCUCAUACACCACCGGAGCUUUUCCAAAGGAAUACAUCCCCACUGUGUUCGACAACUACAGCAGCCAGAUUACAGUAGAUGGACGUAACAUCAGUCUAAACCUGUGGGACACGGCAGGUCAGGAGGAGUAUGACCGCCUUCGGACGCUGUCCUACCCUCAGACCAAUGUCUUCAUCAUCUGCUUCUCCAUUUCCAGUCCUGCCUCCUAUGAAAACGUCAAGCACAAAUGGCAUCCUGAGGUAUUCCACCACUGCCCCGGUGUUCCCAUUCUCCUGGUGGGCACCAAAAGCGACCUCCGGAACGACACAGAGACCCAGAGGAAGCUGAAGGAGCAGAACCAGGUGCCCGUCACACACCAGCAGGGCAUGGCCCUGGCCCGGCAGAUACACGCCAGCCGCUACCUGGAGUGUUCGGCCCUUAACCAGGAGGGAAUUAAGGACGUGUUUGCUGAGGGUGUGAGGGCUUUUCUGAACCCCCAGCCCACCGUCACCAAGAGACCCUGUGUGCUGCUGUAGAGCUUGACGGCUUGCUGUUUACGUCCCUCACACUCCCGUCAGGGCCCGGCCUGGCCUAACCCAACAGGGUUUGGGCUGUGUUUUCAUUCUCACUUUGUGUGAGACAUUGGGUGGGGUAGUCCUAAGGUUUAGAAAUACUGUUCAAAAAUGUUUUUAUUAGAAUUUUGUCAUUUGGGUAUUAUAGGGAAUUUGGGGUUUUUGAGCUUUGACCGUUUUCUUGCUCACAAAACGCUAUAUGGACACAGUCUUGGUUGAAGGAUGAAUAGUACGUUUUCCCUGGUGUGGGUCCAAGUGAAGAUUCCCAUCAGAGAGAUGGAUGAGAGGAUGAAUAGAUGGGUGAAAUAGAAGGGGAGUAUGGAGGCUGGUAAGGGUACAUGGAGAGAGAUAGAAGAUGAGGGACAAGAGGGCAGAAAAGAAGAGAGAAUUCAGUUUUAGACUGAACUUGUAUUAGUCGAAUGUAGCGUAUACACGAUCAGCCAAAACAUUAAAACCACCUGCCUAAUAUUGGGUAGGGCCCGCUCAUGCUGCCAAAACAGCUCUGACCCAUCGAGGCAUGGACUCCACAAGACCUCUGAUGGUGUCCUCUGGUAUCUGGUACCAAGACGUUAGCAACAGAUCCUUUAAGUCCUUAAGUUCCGAGGUAGGGCCUCCAUGGAUCGGCCUUGUUUUUCCAGCACAUCCCACAUAUGCUCAAUCAGAUUGAGAUCUGGGGAAUUUGGAGGCCAAGGCAACACCUUGAACUCUUUAUCGUGUUCCUCAAACCAUUCCUGAACAAUUUUUGCAGUGUGGCAGGGUGCAUUAUCCUGCUGAAAAAGACCACUGCCAUCGGGGAAUACCGUUGCCAUGAAUGGGUGUACCUGGUCUGCAACAAUGUUUAGGUAGGUGGUGCAUGUCAAAGUAACAUCCACAUGCCAGGACCCAAGGUUUCCAAACAGAUCAUUGCCUAGAGCAGCACACUGCCUCCGCCGGCUUGCAUUCUUCCCAUGGUGCAUCCUGGUGCCAUCUAUUCCCCAGGUAAACAAUGCACAUGCACCCAGCCAUCCACAUGAUAAAAAAAGAAAACGUGAUUUAUCAGACCAGAUCACCUUCUUCCACUGCUCCAUGGUCCAGUUCUGAUGCUCACGUGUCCAUUGUAGGCACUUUUGUUGGUAGACAGGGGUCAUCAUGGGCACUCUGACCAGUCUGCGGCUACGCAGCCCCAUACACAGCAAGCUGUGACGCACUGUGUUCUGACACCUGUCUAUCAUAGCCAGCAUUAACUUUUUCAGCAGUAUGAGCUACAGUAGCUCUUCUGUGGGUUGUAAUGAGAUAAUCAAUGUUAUUCACUUCACUUGUCAGUAGUUUUAAUGUUUUGGCUGAUCAGUGUGUAAGAAUUGGAAAUCCCAAAGGAGAUUUUACAAGCGAGUGAAGGAGACAGAAGAGACAGAAAGAGACUAGUCAGUAAGGUGGUGUAAGUAAGACUAGCCAGUAAGGCUUUUAUCCCAACGAUAUGAAACUCUUGCCUUUAGAGUCAAUUACAUAUCAAGGUUAUAUUCAGGUUCCUUAGCUGGGCAUCAUUAAUAUUUCCAAUAUCAAGUGUACUUAUGAACUUACAUGGUGCCUCCCCUAUCAAACUAUACUGUCCUGUGCUUUAAUGAAUGUAACCGUUUCCCUCUGCAGCUGUUUUUUUUUAAACAAACAAUUUGUGCCAUCUCCCACAUAAAUUCACUAACUUAGAAUGGACAGAAGCUUGGCCUUGUCUCUUUAACAAAUGACACUUGUCAUGCUAGUUCCAGGGUAUUAGGUUACAAUUAAGCCUAAUCCUGACCAUAACCCUUAGGGUAUACCUAAACCCAACCCUCUUCCAUAACCUUGCGUGAAAGACAUUAUUGACUUUUUGCUUAUAAACUGCUACUCUGUUUUAAGAGUUAUGAAGUGCCGCUAACCUGUGACAGAUGGAACUGGCUGAUGGGCGGGAUGAGCUAGAGCUUUUGUCUGGUUUAAGAUGAUGAAUUUCUCACACCCUGAAGAGCAUUUCAUUCUCAGUUCACUUAAAAUGGGGAUGAGAAUUGGCACCAUAAUGAGCAAUGAAUGAGCCCCAAUAGUAAAAUCUGCACUGAAAGGCACCCAAAUUAACUAGCCUCUCCUCCCUCCAGUCAUGUUGUCACCAGAAGAGAACACUUAAAUUAAAUUAUUUAAUCUAAUUUGGGGAUAUGGAAUGGCAUAAAUCAAAUAACCCAUGUGGACUGCAAUCAUAUUAGCCAAGUUAAUCAAGUUCAUUCAGUUCUGCCCUUCACAAGUGAUAGCCCAGCUGUGCCGACGAGGAAGAAAUGUGGGUUUCUCCACUCAAGGGCUUUGUUGGGCUAGCCAGAGUCAAUUUAGAUUGUUCACUGUUUUUCUGAUUUGAGAGACACAUAAGUUUAUGUCAAUACAAGAGCAGAGCAGAACAUCCAUUGCACUUUUGGUGUAACAGUUACAGUAAACUUAACUGGUGGAUCCUUACGUGGUUCAUAUUUGAAUAAGAAAAUGGUUGAUCUGUUUGGUGCUAUUUUUAGGGUGGCCAUUUUGUAUUCUUCCAUUAAGGGUAAUAAGUUUUCUUUUUUUAUAUUUAAACUUUUUCGCCCUGAUGCUGUUAUCUAAAACAACUCACGUAUGAGCAGGAAUGGAGUCAGUGCCUUGCUCAAUAGCCCUGUGACAGCACCCAUGGCUGUUGAUGGACACCUUGGCUGUUGGGGGAUUCAAAUUGGUGACCUCUCAAGUGCAGAACAGUGUCUCCAGUCCUCAGGCCAUCUUACCUUUAAAUAUCUCCAUUGGGAGGCUAUUUUUGUUCAAUGUGAACUCUUUUUAGAGGCUCUUAAGCAGUUUAGAAAUGGCAUUAUCGAUUAACCAUGUUGUAAAAAAAAAAGAGAGAGAAUGUUUAACACUUAGCUGGGGUAAAAACAGUUCAGUUCAGGCGCUAUUCCCCUUUUCCCAAGGGUAUUAUUCUGCAUUUGUAAUCCCAAAUUCAGGACAAUUUUUUGCAGGCAAAUUGGCCCUAAGCUCCUUUUACUUUGUAUCCUAAGCAUCCGGUUUACUUCCACUUGAGAUGCCAAAUGUCACAUUUUUGAGAGGAAUGGAGGGGUGAUCAUAUGAUCAUGCUCUGCUAAUGACGAGCUGCCAUGAUAUGAAGUACACCGCGGUCAGUUCUGAUUGGUCAGAGAUCUGCCACUCUGACACUUAGCUUGUGGUUUAUCGGUCUGUGAAGGUGAAACAUACGACAGGUAUUUACCCUGGAAAAUAUUCUAUCUUUUAAGUCAUUAUUCAUUUACUGGAUGUCCUGAUUAGUUUAGCCAGUUUAAUUGGGCCUGUGGAAACUAUUUCACCAAAUGGUCAAGGAGGACUCCGACGUAUCCAAAACUAGGCUGAUCAAUGAGGUGUUUUGGCUAUGCUCUGAUUUAAAUAUGAGCAGUGGUUUAUAGUCUUAUGUUUUACUUCAUGAUUUGAAAUUUAAGGCACCUCGCCAAUGAUUUUCACACAGGACAAUUUAAAACGAGCACAACAGUCACAAAUGUUCAAAUUACGUGAUCAUCGACAUAACAAGCCAAAAAUCUUAAGACAUGUUAGUGUUGAAGUAACAAUGACCAGAUGACAGAUGUAACAAAACUCUUUGUCCCUUGACUUUUUAGCCUCAUGGUAAUGCGAGGUUGAUUGAAAAAAAAAAAGAAAAAAAAAGGCGCCAGACAGAAGAAGUCUUUAGGCUUAUGCUUGCUCUAAAAUAAGAAAAUGCAGUCAGGUAGGCGUGGCCUUGGAAAAUGUAUAUGGUAAUUCUGCCCGCAAAGGAGCUUUUCCUCCUGUUCACACUUGAACCAGAGAGCACAAAGCUACAGGCCGUGGGUAUAUUCACACACAGGAGUUAUCUCAGUUUCUCAGUACCACCUGUUGCUACUGGGAACUCACACUAUAAAAACCUGCUGAUUUGGCUGAUACAGUGAAACAUCUCCUAAAGAUGUAUUUUGUUUGAUUUUAUACACCAGUGACCCGCCAAAAAGAUCUGCAUCACACCAUCAAACCAUGCUUGGAACUAAAGCACCCAUAAGAGUCUUUUCUGAUAUGAUGUCUGCUGUUAUGUGUUGCUGUUAUCAUGUGUUGUACAGAAUUAGAGAACUGUUCCUCUGCAGGGUAAUCAACAUGGCAGGCAGAGGGAAAUUUCUUGCCAAAACAGCCCUCUUUAUACAUUCUUGUAUAUAUUUUUGUUGAGAUAAUAUCAAUGAAAUGAAGUACUAUGAAAAUACAACUAUAUUUAAUUUUUUUUUUCUGGGGACCACAGAAAACCUCUUGAGGACCCAAGGCAGUCCCUAUACCCCUCUAUGGGAUUCACUUAUAUAUAACUUUAUGAAGCUCAAUUAUCCAAUGCAGUUUGCUGAAACCUUUGGUUUGAAAUUACUUGAACAUUUUCUUCUAAUGUGUGAUCAGAAAACAAGGUGCAUCAUGAGCAAAUUUUCAGAGUCUAAUAAUUAUAGGUGAACAUAUGCCAAGAAUACAGGCACACAAUACACUUAAAUCAUAACAUCAUCCACUUAAGGUUAUAAUUUGUCUGCAGACUUUGUGUGCUUUAACGUGGAAAAAGCACAGUCUUAAUAGCAUUCUUGGUUGAUAUAAAGAAAACACGGUCACAUGACUUGCGUGCUGUAUCCAUACUGAUCAGUUCCAGUAAUGGACAAAGCAAAAAUUAUAUAUAGGUACAACUCUGAAACAGUUCAUUGACUUUCCUAAGAUGAACAUUUUUUUACAGUUCGAGAUGCUCUGUGAAUACAGACUUGCAACUUGUUUUCUCAAUCUCUUAAUCAUUGCUGAUUCAGUCGGUCUUGUAUAACUUAAGUCACUUCCCUUUGUCUAUUAUAUUUUUCAAACUGUUUAGAGAGAGCGUGCAACAUAUUGCCUAUGUAAACCUGAGAUACAUUCAGGGGGUUAAAAUUUUAAAGCAUAGAGAGUAGGGCUCAGGUUUACGAAAACAUUGCUGACUCUCAACAACGCAGGCCCUAUGACGCUUUUUGGCUUUCAGACAGCUUAAGCAGCCAGGCCGUACAGUACAUAGAGGCUGUGUGCAGGCAGAGUAUUUCUGCGCUACUGUUAAAAUUAAAGACCGUGUUUCAGGAAGUCGCCUUCCUGGGGGUCUCUUAGGAGGCAGGGAGCCAUUUCCUCUUCCUUCACUUCACUUCCUGUCAGGUGACCAUGCCUUUUGAGAGCACACAAUGGGUACAUCUCAAGUCUCUUAAUGACAUCCAAGUUUCCCUCACUUGAAUCUUUUCCUUGCGUCUAAGUCCCUCCUACUGGGGAUACAUGGAGAGACGCGAGAGGUGAGAAGAAACGAGGAAAUAUGUUUUUAGGGAAAUUAAAAUUUAGGGAAAUCAUGUGAAGCGACAUCUGUUUCUGAUGACGGCGUUACAGAUUUAACGGCGUGUGAAUUGAAAUAAACAUAAUAACACAUGCCUAGGUUCCCCAUCUUCUUGGAUUACAUAUCAAAGCAGAAAAUAAUGUUCAUUUACACUUGUGCUGCUGUUUCUCCUCCAUCUUGUUCAAAUGUGCCAGAUGUGCGAGGCGGAGUAAUAAUUACACGUCAUGGCGUUCAGCUGAAAGCCUUCCAGGAAGGCUGCUCUCGUCUAUCUUUGCUCGUGGCUCCUCAGAGAUUCAUCCUCGCUCCUCAGAGUAGAAAUAAGAGCUCUGCGACGGCCUUGGACCAGAACUACUUCUGGCUCAAUCGAGGAACUAUCAAAUUAGAGACUUGAGAUGCACCCAGUAGCAUGAUCACUGGUGUGCCACAUAUGGCUGCCGUUGGGUUUCUCAUUUAGACCUACAUUAUGUCGUCACAGAGAUGAGACGAGCUUUCUUUCAUGUGCGGACAGAGAACGAGGCUCAGAAAGGUGACGUUUUCAGCUAACUGUUGCCUUGGUAACAUCUCCUGCGGAAACAAAUUUAUUGAGAGGAAGUGUCAGCUUGGUUCAAUGUAGGUGAUGCAAUGUUCAGACUGUUCCAAUCAUCUAAAAAUCUGCUAUCCAUACAAACACACACACACACACACACACACAGUUUCCAUUCAUUACAUGGGUCAUUCUUUUUAAAUGUUUCGCCUAAUGUAGAAUAUUUAUCAGAUCUGUAAUUUAUGUUUUUUAUUUCAUUAUCAAAUAUUUUUGCCGUUUUUGCUUGUUUUUUUCUUCCAGUGAAUGUAUAAUAAAUAAGAUAUCAAUUAUUGUCUGACUGAACUGAGAGGCAUACUUUCAGACUGCCUACAUCCUAUAUAAACUGAGAAUC
This is a messenger RNA of Lampris incognitus (smalleye Pacific opah), 6951 nucleotides long. RefSeq names its product ras homolog family member Gb (gene rhogb). Bases 109 to 684 code for a protein of 191 amino acids. The transcript is spliced from 4 exons. Gene Ontology annotation, cellular component: cytoplasmic vesicle; plasma membrane; cell cortex. Gene Ontology annotation, molecular function: protein kinase binding; GTP binding; GTPase activity. Lineage: Eukaryota; Metazoa; Chordata; Actinopteri; Lampriformes; Lampridae. The record is from RefSeq and is a predicted model, not a curated record. Gene Ontology annotation, biological process: small GTPase-mediated signal transduction; actin filament organization; regulation of cell shape.